AUGGAAGAGAUGAGCUGGACAGUUGUGCAAUUCCUGGAAGAUGGGACAGUCGAGGCAGUUCCAACUGGCUGGAUUCAAGGAGAUAAAUGUCAUUGGCCUUCCCUUCCCACAUUAAAGAUGCAAAAUGCAAUAAGAAAGGGAGAAACUCUAAACACCUGUUGGCCUUCUCACUCGAUAAAGAUUUUUAAAAAUGCCACCUUUGAUGAUUAUAUUAAAGCCCGAUCUAAGGCAAGAAUAGCAGAAGAUACCAGUGAUUUAAACACAGAGGAUGAACAUCAGAAAAAAAGAAAAAAGGUUCAGAAAAUAUUUUCAAGCAGUGAAGAUGAAUCAAGUAAUGAGAACCUGAUUGGAGCUCCACCGAAAAUUAAAAAAUAUGUUCAUAAAACACUGAUUAAGAGAAAUGGUAAAUGA
Diabrotica virgifera virgifera (western corn rootworm) is the source of this 411-nucleotide messenger RNA. RefSeq lists its product as uncharacterized. The record is from RefSeq and is a predicted model, not a curated record. Bases 1 to 411 code for a protein of 136 amino acids. The transcript is spliced from 2 exons. Lineage: Eukaryota; Metazoa; Arthropoda; Insecta; Coleoptera; Chrysomelidae.